AUGCAGAGUCCAUUAGAUUCAGAUGCCAGUAAUAAUAUUCCUGGAAUAAAAUUAAAAGGACUGAAUAAAGAUAAAAACUCACAAUUCAAUGUUUAUUCACCUUGGACAGGAAAUGACAUGUUCUGUAUUGAUAUCGAAACUCCACCACCUAAUACAGUACUAGUGCCUUAUUAUAAUGUUUAUAUUCGUUGGUAUCAGAGUAAAGAUUGUAAAACAAUUAAUCCUCUCACAAACUUCAUGUUGACUUUACACAAUAAUCCAAAAUCUUCUGAAAAUAGAUAUGCGCCUAAAGUAAAAUCUGAAUGGAGUACUUCAAUAGCUUCUAGUCUAUAUGAGUUCCAGUACAAAUGGAUUGUACCUUUAAUAGCUCAUGGUACAGUAAAGAACAUGUCUUUAUUUUAUAUUCGUAUUGAAACAGAAGGUAUAGUUAAUAGUGGAAUGUAUACUGUUUUCGGAGUCAUAGGCCCACUGACUAUCUGGACUUCACCUGGAAUAGAAAAUAAGACUUUAUUUGCUCCAAAAGAAGAAUUUGUAAACUCCACCUCCACAAAACCUCCUGUUCAACCCGUAGAUUCUAUUGCAACUGUAUUAUUAUUUAUCUAA
Entrophospora sp. SA101 is the source of this 603-nucleotide messenger RNA. NCBI's taxonomy places the organism in Eukaryota, Fungi, Glomeromycota, Glomeromycetes, Entrophosporales, Entrophosporaceae. The record is from the annotation of a GenBank genome assembly.